CCUAAGUGAUUUGCAUAACUCCACGGUCUGGGGCUCGAGAACCCGAGCGUGCAACCCUAGAAGGGAAAAGGAGGCCCGCGGCGGCUGCAGCGCGCCUCGGAGCGGGGGCUGUGCGAUCGAGAGCCGCGAGUAGGGGCUGAGACGGGGGUGGGGCGGCCCGGGCGCGGGCGGAAUGGCCGAGCGGCCCGCUCCGCAACCCUGAGGGGCGGCGGCGCCGAGCGAGGAGGGCCGAGGGAGCUGCCGACUGCCAUGGCCGAGCCCCGGCCGGGCUGCGCGUCGCCGCUGCCGGCUCGCCGGGGUCCCUGCUGAGCCGGGGAGGCAGCGCUGUGGGGCGAGCCGCUUCUGCCCAUCCAUGGAGCUGCAGCCGCCGCGGGCGGCUAGAGACAGCGCCAGCGCCAGCGCCAGCGCCGCGAGCGGCUGCGCCCGGGGCUAGGAGUGCCGAGAGCGAGCCCGGCCGGCCCGGCCCCACCGCGGAGCGCCCGGGGCGAGCGAGCGCGGCGUGAAGGCGGAGAAGGCGGACGCGGAGCCUGGGUGCGAGCGCCCGCAGCCCGGCCGCCGAGCGGGGCGCUGCGCUCGGGCGCGCCGCGGCGGCGAUGCCGUGCCUCGGCUUGCUCUGCCUCUUGGCUCUGGGCUGGGGCUGCUCGGCCGGGCCCAGCGGCGCGUCCCCGCCGCCCUGCCCGGCGCCCUGCCGCUGCGACGGCGACCGGGGAGUGGACUGCACCGGCAGAGGGCUGACGGCCGUGCCCGACGGACUGAGCGCCUUCACCCACUCCCUAGACAUCAGUAUGAAUAAUAUCACUCAGUUACCAGAAGAUGCCUUUAAGAACUUUCCUUUUCUGGAAGAAUUACGAUUGGCUGGCAAUGACCUUUCCUUUAUCCAUCCAAAGGCCUUGUCUGGGUUGAAAGAGCUCAAAGUCCUGACCCUCCAGAACAAUCAGCUGAAAACUGUUCCGAGUGAAGCCAUUCGAGGACUGAGCUCUCUACAGUCUUUGCGUCUAGAUGCCAACCACAUUACCUCAGUCCCCGAGGAGAGUUUUGAGGGUCUCGUGCAGUUACGACAUCUGUGGCUCGAUGACAACAGUCUGAGUGAAGUGCCUGUCCGACCACUCAGCAACCUCCCCUCUCUCCAAGCCCUGACCUUGGCUCUUAACAAGAUCACAAACAUCCCUGAUUUCGCCUUUACCAACCUUUCAAGCCUGGUGGUUCUGCACCUUCAUAACAAUAAAAUCAAGACCCUGGGCCAACACUGUUUUGAUGGAUUAGACAAUUUGGAAACUUUGGACUUGAAUUACAACAAUUUGGGAGAAUUUCCUCAAGCAAUUAAAGCACUGCCAAGUCUGAAGGAACUAGGAUUUCGUAGUAAUUACAUUUCAAUAAUCCCCAAUGGAGCAUUUGGUGGAAAUCCACUCUUAAAAACCAUCCAUUUAAAUGACAACCCUUUAUCUUAUGUGGGGAACUCGGCCUUUCACAAUCUGUCAGAGCUCCAUUCUUUAGUCAUUCGGGGUGCAGGCAUGGUACAGGGAUUUCCAAACCUGACUGGAACUAUCAAUUUAGAGAGUUUAACCUUGACAGGCACCAAGAUAAGCAGUAUACCCGAUAAUUUGUGCCAGGAUCGAAAGAAGCUUAAGACUUUGGACUUGUCUUACAACAAUAUACAAGAACUUCCAAGUUUCAAUGGUUGCAGUGCUUUAGAGGAAAUUUCAUUACAACAUAAUCAGAUCCACGAAAUUAAAGAAAGCACCUUCCAAGGACUUACUUCCCUGCGUAUUCUAGAUCUAAGUAGAAACCUGAUCCAGGAAGUUCACAAUGGAGCAUUCAUUAAGCUUGGGUCAAUCACUAACCUAGAUAUCAGUUUCAAUGAACUGACUUCAUUUCCAACAGAAGGAUUGAAUGGGUUAAAUCAGCUAAAACUGACAGGCAACUUUCAUCUGAAAGAAGCGUUGGCAGCAAAGGACUUUGUGAAUCUCAGAUCUUUAUCUGUGCCGUAUGCUUACCAGUGCUGUGCGUUUUGGGGCUGUGAUUCUUACACAAACUCAAACCCAGAUGAUGCCGGCCUCCCAGACCACAGCGUUUCCUCCAAUCAGGAAAAAGCUGAUCCCGCAGAUCUCACAGGCAGAACUGAGAAAGAAGAACACAGCCAGACAAUUAUCCACUGUACUCCUGCAACAGGUGCCUUUAAGCCCUGUGAAUAUCUCCUGGGGAGCUGGAUGAUUCGUCUCACCGUGUGGUUUAUUUUUUUGGUUGCGUUGUUUUUCAAUCUGCUUGUCCUUGUCACGACAUUUGCAGCCCGUGCUCCGUGGCCUUCCUCCAAGCUGUUCAUAGGCCUGAUUUCUGUGUCUAACUUACUCACGGGAGUCUAUACUGGCAUUUUAACUUUCCUGGAUGCCGUCUCUUGGGGCAGAUUCGCUGAGUUUGGGAUCUGGUGGGAGACCGGCAAUGGCUGUAAAGUUGCCGGCUUCCUUGCGGUGUUUUCGUCAGAAAGUGCCAUAUUUUUAUUGAUGCUCGCAGCUGUAGAACGAAGCUUAUCUGCCAAGCAGAUCCUAAAAAAUGGGAAGAGCAACCACCUGCGACAGUUCCAGGCGGCCGCCAUCUUGGCGUUUCUGUGCGCCGCGGUGGCCGGCUGCCUGCCCCUCUUCCACCGAGGGGAAUAUUCCGCGUCUCCCCUCUGCUUGCCCUUCCCCACUGGUGAAACCGCGUCCUUGGGCUUCACCGUCACCCUCGUGCUCCUGAACUCAUUGGCCUUCCUCCUGAUGGCCAUUAUCUACACCAAACUUUACUGCAACCUGGAGAAGGAGGACCUCUCGGAGCACUCUCAGGCCAGCAUGAUCAAGCACGUGGCCUGGCUCAUCUUCACCAACUGCAUCUUUUUUUGCCCCGUGGCAUUUUUCUCUUUUGCGCCCCUGAUCACCGCCAUCUCUGUCAGCCCAGAGAUCAUGAAGUCGGUCACUUUGAUCUUUUUCCCGUUGCCCGCCUGCCUGAAUCCGGUCCUGUACGUUUUCUUCAACCCCAGAUUUAAGGAAGACUGGAAGUCACUGCGGCGGCACAUGGCCAGGAGGAACGGGCCGGUGGCUGUGGCCGUCAGCAGCCAGGCCGGCUGCGUGGCCCAGGACUUCUACUACGACUGCGGCAUGUACUCCCACCUGCAGGGGAACCUGACCGUGUGCGACUGCUGCGAGUCCUUCCUCCUCACAAAGCCCGUGGCCUGCAAACACUUGAUUAAGUCCCACAGCUGCCCUGCGCUGGCCGUGGCGCCCUGCCAGCGGCCCGACGGCUACUGGUCUGACUGUGGGACCCAGUCCGCCCACUCGGAUUACGCGGACGAAGAAGACUCGUUCGUCUCCGACAGCUCGGACCAAGUGCAGGCCUGUGGGCGGGCCUGCUUCUACCAGAGCAGGGGCUUCCCUCUGGUCCGCUACGCUUACAACAUCCCCCGAGUGAAAGACUGACCACUGUCAGUAAGUUAUUCUUUGGUCACCCGCCCCCGCCCCCUUUUACAAAGUAAAAGUACGAUUUUUCUCGAGUAAGCGUCGGCUCUUGUGACAUUUUGUUGGGAAAGCACUUCUGUUCCUGCCUGGGGUCACUAAUGAAAAGAGAAGGUGGCAGGCUAUUCUCAUACUGUACGUUUUUAAAGAACAGGGGCCUGAACUGUAAGCAGCAAAGAUCCCGUUCCAAGGACUGUCCCUCCUUUUAUAUGGAAAAACUUUUUAAGGCACCCCAAUUGUAUUUUGCUUCAUCUGAUUUGCAAGAAUCAAACUUCAUCACCACUUCCCUGUUAAGCACAAGGUAAAGAACAGCUGUUAAUAUUAGAGAAUUAGUUUAAAAUGUGACUUCCUACAGGGGGGGAAAUUUCUUUGCUACUUUUAUAUGGCAUUUUCAGCAUUAAUCUCAGGACACUGUCGUGCAGAGCCAAUAAGGGAAUGUCUCCCAGACCUAACUGUGAGGGGGUGUAGGCAUCAAAACUUGGGUUUAUGUUUCAAUAUUGGAUUAAGGAGAAUAAGAUUGUGUUUCAAGAAUUGAUGAACCCCCAGUUUUGUAAAGGCUACUAAAUUUAAAAUAUUAACAGCUGUCAGAUUAUGGUGGAAUUUGAGUAGUUAUUUUCUUUUAUUAAAAAUGCUUUUAAUGAAAUUUUUUCCUUCAUAUUUUGAGACAGUUCAGCUCCUUCUACAAGAUCAACUUAAAGGACUAAAGUUUAAUAGAAUUAAUUGGUUUAAAAUGAGUGAAAUGGGAUUUUUUUUUUUUUUUUGGUACCAAAACUGUGCCAGAAGAUCCAUCUGUUUUUCCAACUCAAAACUCUCAUAACAUCAUGGGCCCUACACAUAUUUUUCAAUUUGCAUGGCAUGGUUUCUGUUUAUAUGUUGAUUUAUACUGAAAUCAAAGUAGACUUGGGGGAAUGAAUAGAUUUAAUUGGAAGUAACUCAAGACUAAUUAUGAUUUGAAGUACUUAAACAGAUAGUUCCCAGUGUAGACCGAGUUCUCCCAAUAUAUAAGGUGCUAUUAGGAACCUGCAUUAUUUUUCUUAGUGUUCUUAUAGUUUCCAAAAGUGUGCCUAAUUUGUAAACAGAGAGUAGCUUAGGUACUGGGAAGGAUCUAGUCAGAUAAAGUAAAAUAAAGGUAUCAUUGAGGUUCAAAAAGGCUUUUGUCUUUUAAAAAAAACAAAAAACAAAAAACGACCACCCCCAUGUUUUAGUCAGUGGGCCUGUAGUUCAAAACCUUGUGAAGUCUCAUAACCAAUCACGGCUGUCCAAUAUGUGUUUUGAACAGUAGGCUAAAUCAAUAGCCAACCCACUGCCAUUACCAGUUAUUCUGGAAAUAUGAAAAAAAAUUUAAGCUAGAUUGCAGUUUUAAAGUUUAAACUGUACAUACUGUGCAUAUGAUGAAUUUUUAUCUUUCUAUGUAAAUUAUUUGAUAGAACAUAUGAUGGGAAAUGUGGCUUCAGUUCAUUUUGUUAAUUAAAGCUACCUCCUAAGCAAUAGUGGCUGCCAGUAGCAGAAUGUUAAAUUGUGGUUUCUAUCCUUUUUUUUUGCAUUGUAAAUAAUCUUGGUUGUACAUUGUCAAUGUAAUAAAAAACAAAACAAAACAACAGAAUCUUUGUAUAUCAAAAUCAUGUAGUUUGUACAAAAAAUAUGGGAGGGAUUUAUUUACUGGUUGCUGUCAUUGUGUAAGGACAACCAUUCACAAGUUUUAAAAAUUGCUGUUUGUAUAUUUACACAUCUCCUAAAUAUUAAAUAUUACAUGAGUAAA
This is a messenger RNA of Sarcophilus harrisii (Tasmanian devil), 5241 nucleotides long. It is a transcript of the gene LGR4, whose product is annotated as leucine rich repeat containing G protein-coupled receptor 4. The record is from RefSeq and is a predicted model, not a curated record. The transcript is spliced from 18 exons. Gene Ontology annotation, biological process: G protein-coupled receptor signaling pathway. Bases 594 to 3446 code for a protein of 950 amino acids. Gene Ontology annotation, cellular component: membrane. Gene Ontology annotation, molecular function: protein binding; G protein-coupled receptor activity; protein-hormone receptor activity. Lineage: Eukaryota; Metazoa; Chordata; Mammalia; Dasyuromorphia; Dasyuridae.